AACUGUUUUGUCAAUCGAUUACACGGCAUCGGUCGUCGUCGUACGGUUUUUGUUCCGCUGCCUGCCAGACGUUCUUAAGAAAAUAGUUGCAUUUACGCAAGAAACUUUCGAUCAAUUAGGCUUAAUUUAUUCAACCAACUUACAAAAUGACGCACCUUUUCGAAAUAGUUUAUCUAGUCGUAGCUGUUAGCUUAAAUUUCAACAUUGAUUCGACUUAUGCUGCAAGGAACAACAAAUAUGUGACAUGUGGAUCGGUGCUCAAGUUGCUCAACGUAGACUAUCGGGUGCGGUUACACUCUCACGAUGUCAAGUAUGGUACCGGUUCCGGGCAGCAAUCGGUGACGGCGACGGAACUGCAGGAAGACGUAAACAGCCACUGGGCCAUCAAGGCGGCCACCGGAAAGCACUGUGAAAGGGGGGAACCUGUGAAAUGCGGUGACACUAUCCGACUGCAUCAUCUGUCGACAAAUAAGAACCUUCAUUCGCAUCAUUUCCAGAGUCCACUAUCCGGAAAUCAGGAAAUUUCAGCUUAUGGCGAUGAACAAGGAACCGGGGACAGUGGCGACCACUGGAUGGUAGUGUGCUCUGGUGAUUCGUGGCAACGUAACAGUCCGGUUAAGUUGCGGCACAUCGAUACGGAUGCCUAUCUUUCCUGUUCCGGGCGUACCUUUGGAAGGCCCAUCAAUGGCCAGAUGGAAGUGGUUGGUGUGUCGAGCCCCUACAGCGGUACAGACUGGACUGCUGCCGAAGGUCUGUUCGUACAUCCGACGGAAAAUGAAUCCACCCCACGGCACACUGAACUGUAAGCCGUUUACCGAAUGUAGGCAGGAGUAGGAGUUUGAUUGCGCGAGCUGUGAAUGGUUGACGAGAGGCAUUGUAGUGUGUAAUCUUCGAUAGGAAAAUAAAACCAAACAGAAACAAUAGCUGGUACGAUCGAAAGAUUC
Uranotaenia lowii is the source of this 944-nucleotide messenger RNA. Its product is annotated as stromal cell-derived factor 2. NCBI's taxonomy places the organism in Eukaryota, Metazoa, Arthropoda, Insecta, Diptera, Culicidae. The coding region runs from base 147 to 806 and encodes 219 amino acids. The record is from RefSeq and is a predicted model, not a curated record. The transcript has 4 exons.